GGGUAUGUGGAGGGUCCUAAAUUUUGUCUCUCAAUUACUGCACGCUCCAUCUAUGGCGCGUGAUCCGCUGACAUGAAAGCACCAAACGUUAAGCACAAAGUGAGAGUAGAAAGCAAUUCAAUUAUUUCUCUUCCAAGAAUCUCCUCCCACAUAAGCCAACCACAACCUCAAAUCUGCACCAAAGAAUCACAAAAGAUACAAUAGUAAUAAUAUUAAUAAUUAUAGGAAAAGGAACCUCGCUCAAACUAGGUAAUCUAAAGAGAAGAACUCUUUAAAAUGGUGAUAUGAAUCAAUUUAGAAGUAGAAAAAGUUACAAUUUUAGUACUUGUAUGCUGUUUUAGUUAUGGAAGUUUUAGAGAGGGAGGAAGAUAUUAGCCCUAGAUAUUCAUUUCAAAGGAAUGGAUCAUCAUUGUCUUGUGUAGUACCACCAUUCUUGCUCAUUGAUAACAUCCCCAAAAAGAGCUUGUCCUAUAACAAGCUACCUGAGGAACCCCUCAAGCUCACUGUCCUCAAAUUAGAUGGCUCUUCCUUUGAUAUUAAAGUAGCAAGGAAUGCGACAGUGGCAGAGCUUAAGCAGGCGGUGGAAGCUGCCUUUAGUCAUUUACCAAAGACGGGAACAGGCAAGGUUUCAUGGUCACAUGUGUGGGGGCAUUUUUGCUUGAGCUACGACGGGACGAAGCUACUUACUGAUAGUGAUUUGUUGGGAACUUAUCGCAUCAAGGAUGGUGAUAAGCUUAGUUUUAUGAGGCAUGUCUCCAUUAGUUACAAUCUGGUCAAGACACGAUCGGAGAGAGAGGACCGCAACGAUAAUGAACCUAGUAUAUCUAAAGGCUGUGAAGUCAGACAGCGGAAAGGCAAACAAGAGGAUAAUCAUCAUCAACAUGACUUAGGGAACCAUCAAAACAAUAUUCAUGACCAUAACAGGGGUGUUGUCGCCAAUUGUGAAUCCAGGUUGGUUCAUUUGUUUAGAGGGUGGUUCCCCUACAAAUUGGCAAGCCCAGAGUGGAGAAUAACACGCAAAAGGAGUGCAUCGAGAUCACACGAUGGUUUUCUUAUGGAAUCAAGAGACUUGGAUAGCAACGAAUAACCAGCAUCUUUGAAAGUCUGGAAUCCAAUAACUGUUUGCACAUGUCAAAGAGAGUUGGAGAGUGAAAUGGAAAGCAUUCACCUAUGGCUGAAGCUCCAAACUUGACUUCCAUUGAUUUCAGUGUCCAAGCCAAUUCUGCAUAGAAGAUUAAUCAUUGCUAGCAUCUGUUCCAUUUCCUCAUUUGCAGAUGACAAUUAGUUGUGUAGACAUGAUUGCUUGGUGUUAGGCAUGUAAUCUUGGGAUUGUGCUAAAGAGCCCCGACAUUUCCUCUCUAUUUACGCCAUUUCUUGGUUCAGUGUAAUCAAAUCCAGAUUUUCAUCCUUCUUGCCUAAGAACGGAAAUACACAAAUAUCAAUGUAUCACUUGGUCAGUGAAAAGAACAAAUCCAUUUAUCAUCA
This is a messenger RNA of Nicotiana tabacum (common tobacco), 1485 nucleotides long. RefSeq lists its product as uncharacterized. Gene Ontology annotation, molecular function: protein binding. Gene Ontology annotation, biological process: mRNA splicing, via spliceosome. The record is from RefSeq and is a predicted model, not a curated record. NCBI's taxonomy places the organism in Eukaryota, Viridiplantae, Streptophyta, Magnoliopsida, Solanales, Solanaceae.